Messenger RNA from Leopardus geoffroyi (Geoffroy's cat), 1164 nucleotides. Its product is annotated as keratin-associated protein 10-7-like. Bases 95 to 1144 code for a protein of 349 amino acids. NCBI's taxonomy places the organism in Eukaryota, Metazoa, Chordata, Mammalia, Carnivora, Felidae. The record is from RefSeq and is a predicted model, not a curated record. The transcript has 2 exons. Gene Ontology annotation, cellular component: keratin filament.
CGACAGACAGCCGGAGCUCCUCACACACACACACACACACUCACACACACACACACUCACACACACUCCUUCCUGAAGCCCCACCGCCCCCGCCAUGGCCGCGUCCACCCUGUCCGUCUGCUCCAGCGACCUGAGCUAUGGCAGCCACGUCUGCCUGCCCGGGGCCUCGGACUCCUGCCCCGACUCCUCCUGGCAGGUGGACGACUGCCCAGAGAGCUGCUGCGAGCCCCCGUGCUGCACCCCGGCCCCCUGCCUGACCCUCCUGUGCAGCCCCUGCCAGUCGGCCCGCACUGGCUCCUGCUGCCGGCCCGCCUGUGGCCCCUCCUCCCCCUGCCAGGGACACUGCUGCACCCCUGUGUGCUGCAAGUCUGUCUGCUGCACCCCUGUGUGCUGUAAGCCCGUCUGCUGCACCCCUGUGUGCUGCAAGCCGGUCUGCUGCACCCCUGUGUGCUGCGAGGACUCCCCCUGCACAACGUCUUCAUGCUGCCAGCCAUCCUGCUGCACCUCCUCCCCCUGUCAGGAAGACUGCUGCACCCCUGUGUGCUGUAAGCCCGUCUGCUGCACCCCUGUGUGCUGCAAGCCCGUCUGCUGCACCCCUGUCUGCUGCGAGGAUUCCCCCUGCUCAGCCCCCUCCUGCUGCCAGCCCAGCCCCUGCUGCAGACCCUCCUCUUGCGUGUCCCUGCUCUGCCGCCCCAUGUGCAGACCCGCCUGCUGCACCCCUGUGUGCUGUAAGCCCGUCUGCUGCACCCCUGUCUGCUGCAAACCCGUCUGCUGCACCCCUGUGUGCUGUGAGGACUCCCCCUGCACAACCUCUUCAUGCUGCCAGCCGUCCUGUGGCCCCUCCUCCCCCUGCCAGGGAGACUGCUGCACCCCUGCGUGCUGCAAGCCCGUCUGCUGCACCCCUGUCUGCUGCAAGCCCGUCUGCUGCACCUCUGUCUGCUGCAAGCCCGUGUGCUGCACCCCUGUCUGCUGCAAACCCUCCUCCAGUGUAUCCCUGCUCUGCCGCCCCGCGUGCCCCCGCCCCGCCUGCUGCGCCCCUGCCUCCUCCUGCUGCCGCCCGGCCUCCUGCGUGUCCCUGCUCUGCCGCCCCGCGUGCCCCCGCCCUGCCUGCUGCGGCCCUGUCUCGGGCCAGCCCUGCUGCUGAUCGGCUCCAGCUUCUGCCUC